GAGAGAAAGAUGCUCGGACACGCCGCGGACCGCUACGGCGGCGUCAUCGUCGACGACGCCACCCUCCCGGACACCGUCGACGCCUUCGCGGCGCAGUUGGAGGCGUCCAUCGCGGCGUGGAUCGCCGCCGGCGUCAGAGGCGUGUGGCUGAAGAUCCCAAAGGAACGCGCCGAGUACGUGGGCACAGCUGUGCACGCCGGCGGAUUCAGAUUCCACCACGCCGAGCCCGACUACGUGAUGAUGACCAGGUGGCUACCCACGGACGAGCCGGACAUGUUACCGCCGAACGCGUCGCACCAGGUUGGGGUCGGGGCGUUCGUCCACGACGGGAAGGGGAGGGUGCUGCUGGUGCAGGAGCGGCGGGGUCCCGCGGCGGCGGCGUCGCGGCCGGACUUUUGGAAGUUGCCGACGGGGCUGGUGGAGCAGGGGGAGGACAUCCCGGCGGCGGCGGUUCGCGAGGUGGAGGAGGAGACGGGGGUCAAGACGGAGUUUCACUCCAUCCUCGGCAUCAGGCACGGGCACAACGUCGCGUUCGGGAAGAGCGACAUGUUCUUCCUCGUCGCGCUCAGG
Micromonas commoda is the source of this 570-nucleotide messenger RNA. RefSeq lists its product with no specific name. The transcript has a single exon. The annotation marks the transcript as partial. The record is from RefSeq and is a predicted model, not a curated record. NCBI's taxonomy places the organism in Eukaryota, Viridiplantae, Chlorophyta, Mamiellophyceae, Mamiellales, Mamiellaceae. Gene Ontology annotation, molecular function: ADP-ribose diphosphatase activity; NADH pyrophosphatase activity; NAD binding.